UCUCACCACAGCGCCUCCAAAGUCACUUGAACCAUUUUCCCAUCAGACACCUGACCCCUCCUGAAUGAGCCUGACCAGAUUCAUCUCUGCGCUCCCGCCUCAGGAUCUCUGCCUCCCUCGCUCUCCAUCUCUCCUCAAGUUCGACAGUUGAUUCUGGCUCAGUCAGGAGGAGAUUUCUUUCUUUUUCUGUUCUUCUUCUUUUUUUCUUUUUUUUACGCAGCCGAGAAGAUUGAGGACAGUUUGACAUGCGGGCAGACUCUCCACAAAGAGAAAUGAAGACCACAUGUCUGUGGGUUGCUGCUGGGCUGCUGUCAGUCAUCUCUCUGGUUAGCGGCGCUGUUUCACCGAGUUCAGGAAGCUCUGUAAGAGAGAGCUCAAAAUCCAAAGUGAAGACCUACUGGACCGAAAGAAGCAAGGCCUUCUCCAUCAGUCGUCUGCUCUCACAGAAUCUCUACGACAAAGAGAACUUCACCUCUCUGGAUCUGAACUAUGAAGAGUCAGACUCCUUCUCCAAACAGGAGCAGUGGAACUGGCUUUACAACGCUUCAAACCCCCGUGACCCUCGAUCCAGGACUAAACGGAGGCCCAUCGUCAAGACCGGCAAGUUCAAGAAGAUGUUUGGUUGGGGCGACUUUCAUUCCAACAUCAAGACGGUGAAGCUCAACCUUCUCAUCACUGGUAAAAUCGUGGAUCAUGGUAACGGGACAUUCAGCGUCUACUUCCGCCACAACUCCACUGGUCAGGGCAACGUGUCCGUGGGACUUGUUCCUCCGACCAAAGCUGUGGAGUUCCAGGUCCAGCAGCAGUACCCACACCACCAUCACCAGCCGCAGCAGCAGACGGCCCUGGAGACCAAGGACACUAAGCUGUUCAACUGCAGGGUGGAGUACGAGAAGGUGGAGAAAGGCACCAGGAACUCACUGUGUGCCCAUGACCCCUCGCAGAGCUGCCCGCAGGAGCAGACCCAGAGCCACGUGUCCUGGCUGUGCUCCAAGCCCUUCAAGGUCAUCUGCAUCUUCAUCACCUUCUACAGCACCGACUACAAGCUGGUGCAGAAGGUGUGUCCAGACUACAACUACCACAGUGACACCCCCUACCUCCCCACCGGGUGAUCACGUGACCAUUUGAGGAAAAAGAAAAAGGAGAAAAAAAGACCUAAAGACAGGCUCUCGGGUCCUGACCGAUGUCAGAUUAUUUGAAUGAAAAUGGAGUCCAGACACUACAAACUUGAAAUGUUGACAGGCAUUAUUACAGCUAACACAUCCUUGUCGCAAGACUGAUAUUGCUCCAAUGAACAGACCUGCCCUCAGGUCGUUAUGAGAGCGUUUACGGAAGCAUUUAUAGGCUUGCACCACUCACACUAUAUGCAUAGCUGCUUACAUCAAAAGAAAAUUCUCAAGCCGACCGUGAAAAUGCUGAUUGUAUUUAUGUAAAUAUUGUGGAGUUCACACAAAGACAAGAAAACAAUUUUAUUGAUGUUUUCACCUGCUGUUUUCAUUGUUUAUGUCGAUAGUGUAUUUCCGUCUCAAUCAUGCUUCCUGUCUUUCCCAGUCAGUCUCUGGUAAUCAUGGCAAACACGUAAAUGUCAAUGCAAACAAGCAGAAUCUGUCAGUACGCAUUAGAGGGCAUAAUGGAAAAAGCAAACAUUUUUCGAGUGUCGUUUUUUUCUGCAGUGUGAUUGUUAGAAUGACCUUCUCUGAUAUUGUUGUUGGAAUCUCGUCCAUGUCCGUGCAUGAACCGAAUGUUGUUAACAACUGAAUAACGUUGAUCUUUAUUUUCAUGUUAUCGCAGCUGUCAGACAGAAUCUUCAUCAAGCCUCCAUUGUUACAGGAGAAAAAGACAAAAAAAGGUACUGCGGUGCACAGUAAACAAAACCAGAGGAGGACUCCCGUCAUAUCAAACACGAGCAAGUAAAUGACGCAAUAAAUAAAAAAAAGUUGCAGGGGACAAACAGGAUGACAGAAAAACAGAGGAUCAUUUUUCUGCACUGCAUUAAAAAAAGAUCAAACAUUACUGAGCUCUGAUUCUGCUGUUUUCCCAGUCCUGCUUUUACAUUUUAGACAUUUCAACACUGCUCUUUUUUUUGCACAUUUUCUACAAGUCCAAUAUGUUUAAUUUCAACUACUGUAAAAGUAAUUGUAAACACUCAACAAAUAAUUUAUAUAGAAUAGUGCGAGAUAUUGUGGGGAGAAAAAACAAGGUCAACAUUUACAUAUCUGAAGACAUGAAAGGGGAAAACAUAGACGUCAUAGAUAUGCUGAUUCACUAUGAUUUUCACUGAACAAAAGAUUGAAAAAGAACAAACAAUGUGCUAAAAUGUGAGGAGUGUUAAAAUGUGGUUUCUUGCUCCAGAGGACUCGGGCUAUACAUCGAACAGCAGGUGCUAAUCACACAUUCCACCUACCAAACGUUUGCACUUCUGGUUAUCAAAGGAAAGAAAUUUCUGGAUGAGACUAACGCUGACUUUUAAUGAUAUUGGAUGUUCCAAUUGGCUAUUAAACCUUCAUUACAUAAAUUGGGAGCCAGUGGCUCCAUGUGAAGCAUUUAGUGGAAAUGAACACUGUAAGUGGGAGCUCUGCAGCGUCAACACCAUCGAAAGAAUGAAUUAAACUGCCGAUAGAAAACCUGUAAAAAGUACAAAUGUGCACCUCAGGGCACAAUCACUGCUGUCUAUUUAAAUUCAGUGCUCUUUCAUAGUGUACGCUAAGGUAUACGCAACACAGUAACCGUUAAUGGCAGCCUGGACGACAUCCAAUGUGUCAACACGGGGCGUAUUUUCUGACAAGGUGGGCCAGAGAAUAGGGGUCUGCCUGUGGGAUGAGUGAGCGUAAAGAGGGAUUUAUGACGUGGAGGAACAAGGCUGGCAGAAAUUACUGGAAGCACCUGACUCGUAAAUUGAGAGCAUGUUACUGUCACAGAGAAGAAGGAAUGACUAAUGUCUCAGAUCGCUGUUUGGGCCAGUUCUUUCAUCUCAAUAAAGUGACUUUGAAAUCUCUCCUACCCCUACCCAAAUGUGCCAGGGACAGUUUGUUCAGCUUCAAAGAAUUAAAGCAGCACUUUGCCUAGACAAUGCAGCCUCAUUAUGCACAUAAUCUUACAAGUGUAAACAGUCUGGCACUAUAAAGUGUUUGGUGUGAAAGCUGCUGAGGGCUGGAUAUGUUCCCUGAUUGUUGUCGUCUGAGGGUAAAUGCAUUGCAUUAUGUCUCGUACUGUUUAAGGCAGAAUAAUAAUAAUACUGUACAUAACGCAGACGUGUCCUCACAGUGUGUAACAUUUAGAAGAACCCUAAUAACAGAAAUGUUAUAUAUAGUCCAUAACUGUGUGUUCAUAUAUGUACAAUCAACCUGCAACAAAGAACCAAUGUUUUCUGCAAACUUUGAAUGACUCAACUAUAGUUACAUAGGUGGACCUGACUUCCGUGGAUGCCACCAUGUUUGCUCAUGUUGUCAUCUUGAAUACAGUUGCCCAAAACGGACCAGACACGCGUUGAAUUUUUCAGCGUGAACAAGUUUGAGAAGCCAGAGUUCGUGAAAUGGAGGA
Messenger RNA from Scophthalmus maximus (turbot), 3540 nucleotides. Its product is annotated as neurexophilin-1. The record is from RefSeq and is a predicted model, not a curated record. Gene Ontology annotation, molecular function: signaling receptor binding. Bases 246 to 1112 code for a protein of 288 amino acids. The transcript is spliced from 2 exons. NCBI's taxonomy places the organism in Eukaryota, Metazoa, Chordata, Actinopteri, Pleuronectiformes, Scophthalmidae.